AUGCCUGUGUUUUCGAAACGAGAAACCGCGAUCAAUAAGUCUGCGCCUCCAAGUGGAGCGUCCAAAAGUGACGAGGCCGACAGCAGGCCGCCCUCACCGCAAGAACUGCUCAUGGCGCUCGCCGCACUCGCCUGGUUGACUCUUCAGCAAGGCGAGGCUGCCUUUCUGGGGGACGAAGCGACGGCGGGGGCAGAGAGCCUCGAGUCUUUCCAGAGACGCCUCGACCAGCUGCUCAAACGUCUCCUUGCCCUUGAGCGCUACACGGCGAGUGCAGCUGCUGCGGCUCCACGACCGCGAUCGGAGGGCCUGGCGCCGCGCCCCAAAGAGGCGACAGGCACUCGUGGGGUGGAGCCCCCGGAGACGGAGCGAGGAGAGAGAGAUGGCGUGGACGGCGAGGCUGAGAAGCUGGGGGCCGCAAAUAUCAAGGGAGCCCAGAAGGAGACAGGAAAGGCGGUGAGACGUCCUAGCGAUGCGAAGGAAAAAAAUGUGGCUUUGAUUGGGGGACCUGUCAGCGUGUAUGUUGAGUACGUUCUCUUCCUCUUGCCUUUGUGGGAGCGACGGAAGCAGCUGGUCGAGCGAUUGAAAUCCUUUAGAGUCCAAGGCGGAAAGGGAGGAGAAACGGGCGCCGUCGCGGUUCUCUGCGACCUCCGUGCGCUGCUGCGCAUGCUCCAAGACCUCCAAGAAGCCGACAGACUCAGGCGUCUUUUCGUGACGUAUCUGGGGAUGGUUAGUCACGCCACCGCGGGGCUGUCGGGCGACCUAGAGGCCCCAGAAGCUGCGGAGACACCUGCGAGCGACAACACACAACAGCGGGGAGUCACGAAGACCCGCCGAAACCUCGAGGAAAUCAGGGGCGGCGGCGACAACCGAGGCGACGAAGGGGGCAAAGACGCAGAGGACUUCAACAGCGACAUUCUUGGAGAGAUCCGCAGGAUCGUGGGGGGGGGAAGGCACCUGUUGCGUCAAUGGGAAGAAGAGGCGACGAAGGUCGCGAAGCGCGUUCCUGAGCUCGGACAGAAAGGGGAGGAAGCGAAAUCGCGAGGAAGGCGAGGGAGAUCAUCUGGACAGAGUGGCGAGGAGAACACGCAGUGUGUGCCUCUGUCGUUCCACGCCCUUCUUCAGCCAUCGCCGCCUCUCAGCCCUUACCAGCUGCGUCACAUCGCCCAAGACCUCCUUGCUUUAGGUGUAAGUACACCGCAAGUCGAACGAGAAAUCGAAUCUCUUCGGCCGUUCACACAUCCCAGCUCCGGCUUCGCCUCUGCGUUCGAGGGGAAAGAAAGCCAGAAACUCGCAGGCCCCCACUCCGAGUGCCCCGCAGAUAUGCCGUCUUGGCGGGUGAUGGGAGAAAAAGCCCAAACUCCCGUUUCAGAAGACAGUGGAGCUGUCCACUCAUCGAGCGCCUCUUUCUCGGUCUUGCCAUCCCUUGAUGGCGAAGCCGAUGAUAUCGACGACGCUCUCCGGGUCUCGCCUGCUUCGUUGUGGCGUUCGACCGCCGUGAAUCUCGCGCCUCCGUCUGUAAGGGCGGAAGAACGCGAACUUCAGUUCACGCUCCUGCGCAGCUACGCCAGGGAGGGCCGCUGGCGCGAAGCGUUGAAGAAACUCUCGCUUCUGCUUCGUCUGUUUGUUUUGGAGAACCAGCAAAGGGACACAAGAGAAAACCCGCACUCUGCUCAAGAACUACCGCAGAGGAAACCGGAGAGAGCCCCCCGAGAGCCGACAGCGAACCAGAAGAGCUGGGAGAGAACUGUGUAUGGCGCUGCAGCGAUCGUCGCAGAGUCAUGUGCUGAAAAGGAACAGUAUGUCGCCGCUGCGCAAUCCCUAGCUGUUCUUCCUGUCUCCCUCGAUCCGCCGCCCCCCGAUCUCCUUCUUCCUUCCUCGUCGUCUCUCUCUCCGUUCACCUCGUCUCUUUUGCCUCUCUCCCCGACUCCGCUCUUGCCCCUGUCUCUCUCGCUCGCUCACGCCCUCCGCCAAAGGCUCCGAGAUCUGCGCCUCUGCACCACCUCGUCGCGCGCGUCUCCCUCUUCGUCGCCUUCUGCCCAGGUUUCGCGGUCUUCGCCUCUCUCUGGCUCGUCGGGUACUCCGGACGGCGGCGCCGAGGAGACACCGGGCUCUGUCCCUGCAGAGGGUGAAGCGCGGCAGGGAGACAGCGGAAGCGAGAUGGAAGUUCUCGGUCCGCCGACGGCGUGCUCGCCUCAGCACGCUCGCCAGGCCAAGACGCUUCUGGACGCACUCAGCUUUCUCCUUCUGCGUCUCAGAUGGUGGAUUGCAUGCGCGAAGAAACGGGGCCCGCCAGCCGAUGGAGCCGGGAGUCGGAGGCCGGUUCCAGAAGACGCAGAUGCCGACGGGGGAGCAGAGAGACGGGAUGACGCGGAAGACGCAGACGCAAGCGCAAGAGAGAGCGCGGCAAAGGCGAGGCGCGCCGUAGACAAACAGAGCGCGGGGAGCGACGGCGGAUCAAGCACGGGCACAGAAGACCCGAACAGGUCAGGAAGUUCCAGCGGGGCUGUGGAAGCUUUUCUGCGAGACGGCGAGAAGGCCUUGGCCUCGCUCGAAGGAUUUCUUUCCACGGCACAGGCGCAGCUCGCCCGACUGCCGCAGGCGCCGCCUGGGCUCCAAAGUGAAGGCACAGCAGGGCACGGACCUGCGGGGCACCUUGUCUCUGGCGAGGCCGAAAAACAGGAAGGCCUGUCGGAGGCGACGGAUCUCGACGCCGCGGUGGCCCGUCUUGGGCGAUUCCUGGAGAAGGCUGGAGAGCAAGAGACGGAGACCUCUUUCGGAACCUCCAGCUCAGGACAGAGUUGCAGAUCUCUGCUGCGAACCCUCCGACAGACGCAAGACACCGACCAGCUGCCUGGCCUUGUCCACGCUCUUCUUCAAAAGAACGAAGGCACAGACGAGGCCCGCUCGACCGGGAAGGUGAACGGCCGACUCACCCCUCUCCAAGCGCAGUUCGCGAUUCUGGAGGCUCUUCGCCUGCUGUACGAGGGAGACGACGACGCAGACGGAGAAGGGGACGCGCGAGGCGACGGCGAUGAGAGGCACGAGAUGGCCGGACAUGCGACGAGACGACGGAAAGCUGCUGUCGAGGCCCUCGACGACCUCCUGCUCGUCCUGCUCCCGAACUACGUGAUUUCUGCGUCGCCUUCGCUGGCGACGAAGACGUCACCGCUGCAUGUCGGGCGUUUGAGGCCGGAUGUUCAGACCACGCUCGGCUUCGCCAGCGUCGCGAUGUCUCUCGCGUCCCUUGGCGACUUUCCUCGCCUUCGCCGCUUCCUCGCUUCGCUGCCCCGCCUCCCCUUCGACCUCUCCCACUUGCUGGCGCCGCCGGCACACCCGGUGCCUCCCGCGGGCCCCGCUGCGCCUGGGCUGUCUCUGCAUCUCUUCCCUGCACUGACGGCUCUUUUGACGCUGCUGCUUCGUGUCGCGGAGGCCGCCAAAACGCGCGAAGGCCUCGAGAGCAGGCCUUGCGAGACCUGCCUCGCGUUUGCAUGCAGUCUCGUUCGCGACACUCCAGAGCUUCUGAAUCUGCCCACGCACUUGCGAGCCUAUUUGCCUUCGUCUCUCGCCUUCUUCCUGGCGCACGCCCGGCACCUCAAAGCAGGAUCCUCUCAGAUGUCUGAGGGGAGCUCGCCGGCGCUGGCCGCAACGCUGAGCGCGGUCGCCGAGCUGGUGAGGAAGGAACCUGAGCGUUUGAAGGACGAAAUCGAAGAAGCGAUGGAGAAGGGAAGGCGCGAGGCCGUCUUCGCCAAAACACUCGAGCUCGUCGCCGCAGUGCGGUGGCAGACGCGGAAUCUGCUCGAACAACUCGCGAACGCAAAACGGACAGAGAGAGAGCGCGACCAAAGACCAGACGAACGCUACGUCGGGCGUGUCCUCGCGCGAGAACGCAGACGAAUCGUCACAGUGUACGGUCAGCUUUUGAGGGCUUUCCAGAACGACGGCUCGUACCCUCUUUUUCUCUCGGAACUUUUGCUGUCGGAGCUUCGCAUCUGCGACCUGAAAGGACAGCGCAGGCAUCUGCAGUCUCCUUCCCCCGCAGCGUCUUCUCCCUCUCCAGGCUUGUCUCCUCUCUCUCCAGGCUCGUCUUCUCUGUCUCCAGGCUCUUCUUCUCCCUCCUUUCUCUCACGAGCCUACGUCGCGGCCUUGCGAAGCUUCUCGGCCUUUACCUCGGCAGCUGACAACUUCGCAACUCUCGCCCAAGGCAGUCGCAAAGGGACACUCGCUGCAGAAGGGAGCGCCCAAGCCGCAAUGGAGAUUCUCGAUCUCAUGGAAGACACCGGCGUCGAUCUGCAUGCAACUGCGUUCUCCGCGGCAUUGAAGGCCAACAGCAAGCGCGCCUCGCCGUCCUUCUUUCCGCCGUUUUUCUUCCAGCGUGCGUCUUCGCCGCUCCUCGACGCUCUUCGCCUGAUUCGACGCAUGACGGCGGCGCGCGCGUGCCUUCCAGACACCCGCUGCUUCAACUACGCGCUGGCCGCAGCCGCUCGGCAGACUUACCUGCCUGCGUCUCUGCAACCGGGCGCCGCCCGAGCUCCCGGCGCAUGUGCGGAGAACGGAGACAGCGAGGAGACCGCAGAGGACGCAGGAGGAGGGACGGCAGUCGGCCGCGGCGACGCGGGCGCUGCCGCAGCAGAGUGGCUGCUGAGAGAAAUGGGGAGAGCCGGCGCCCAAGUCAAACCAAAUGCCGUGACGCUGACAACCGCCUUAGAGGCCUUCAAGAAGGCUGGCGUCCCGCCCUCGCCCCUGCUUCAGUCGCUCCUGCCGGACGACCCGGCUCUCGCAGUGGCGGCUUUGAGGCUUCUGUCUGGCGAGUCGUCUUCGCUUUCGUCCUCUUCCCGUUGUGAUUCAAAGCCCAACAAGAAUGCGACGGGCCAAGAGAAAGGCGACGCUCAACUUUCUUCUCUCGCGCGAAACUCUACGAAGGUGCGCGUCGUGGACACGCCUCUGCUGAACGCGCUACUGCACUGCCAGGCUGUGCAUGGAGAUGUGGAGACAGCUGAGAAACUCUUCUUCUCGCAUUUGAAAAGUUUGCAGAUGUUUCACUUGGGCCAAAACGCAUUCGACGCGCACGCAGCGGCCGUGGGGCGACCAGACGAGGCAUCCUUCCAGGCUCUACUCUUUGCGGCCAACAAAGCCGCGAAUCCGGAGAAGGCGGAACAGUUUCUUCGCCUGCAAAUCUUGUAUCGUCUCGCGCCUCGCAUCCAGCAGUGGAACGAGGUCUUGAAGGCGUACACAGCUCGGCUGCGGGCUCUGGCUGAGCGUCGCGCUUUCCCGUGCCAGCCUCAUCGGAAAAACCGGGAUCUUUUUGACCUCGUUCGAAUCCACGCACCCGGCGGCGAGCGUCCGAAGGCGGACGAAGAGGAAAUUGACACGGCGGGGAGGAACGGCGCGCGCAGUGCAGCCGAGGAACUCUGCGAGUCGAUCGACCGUCUCCGAGAGAUUCGCGCGACACUCAAGACAGAUGGCCCCUCUCCAGAUGUGCGGACUUUCUUGCUGUUGAAUCGGGCCCUCUCGGCCGCAGCGGCUGCCGUGGAAGUCGCCUUGGGAGACCGAUCGGCGAAGGAAUGUGGAGACCAAACGCGCGGAGACGAAUGCCGAAGCGGAGGAGGACAGGGCCUUGGCUGUCGCGAGCCGAACGCUUCACAGUCGCCGAGUUCGUCGGUGUCGCCUUCUGUUCUCUUGGCGAAAAUUGCCGACACUGCUCACAGCGUUGCUCAGGACUACAGCCGGUUCUUGUCUUUGGGUUCUGAGCCAUCUGCCGCUCCAGUGGCAGACUCCCCGUCUCCGUUGUCGCCGGCAGCGCCUCCCGAGCUCGCACGCUUCAAACCCUGGGUUUUCGGAGAGGCCAUGAGAUGCGCGGCUCUGGCCGGCAGACCCGCAGACGCCGUUCUCCUGUUUCUCGACGAGCUCCUCCCGCAGAGAGAGAAGGUCGUGGAGCAGAGGGAAAGAGAAAACACAGACGCUGCGUGCGCCAGGGCAGAGCGCGCAGCAGACCCAGGCGUGAAGGCGGCGAACGCAGGGACUGGAAAAGCGGUAGGUGCGUCACCAGAGCCGACGGGAAAAGACUUCGCGUCGGAAGCGGAAGAGACAGGACAGGGCGGGUUCGCGGGCGACGAGAACGGAGGGGCGCUUCGGUCGAGGGAGAACGCGAGCGAGGACCGGUGUUUGCGGCUUCUUCCUCUUCCCGUCUCCAUCGGGCAACUUUUGAUUGAGGGCCUCGAAGGCGUCGCAAAGGAGCGGCUGGGUCUGGUGCAGGUCAACGCAAAGAAGAAUCGCGAGAAGGAGCAAGUGCUGAAGGAGCUGGGAGUCCCCGCGUGGGAAAAGACCAGGAAGGAAAUCGAUCGCGAGGAGACCAUCCAACGGCUGACGGCCCUCAUGCAGCGCGGCCUCACCGCGUUACGGCGCGAGUGGCCACGACUCGCGCCCAACCUCGAGGAGACACUGUGGGGUUUCGAAGAGACACUGGAGGCCGACGGGCCACAGAUGGUGGGCCAGGCCGAAGAAAUCGGCGGAAAACCGAACGGAAGCGAGAGGGAAGCGACGGGGAUGGGACAGGUGCUGACUCUUCUCGGGGCGAAGGGAGAGAGCGGAAUCCGACGAAAACGCGCCGAGACAGGGGAGAAAGCACGCAGCGACCGCAUCCUUCUCUCGCGGCUGCCAAAGGGGCUCUUCAGUGAGGCCGCGGAAUGCCAGAGACGCGACACGAAAAGCGACACAUGGGAAAGGAAUGCCCUCGUGUCGACGGCAAAGCCGACCAGAGAGGAUCUUGGUUGUCCCGGGGCGUCACGUGAUGUUGAUGGAGGCAUUCCAGUCGAGACGGCGAGACUGUGGAAAGAAAAGAAUGUCUGCCUCUCUCCUGGUCUCGCCAUGAAGCGAGAAUUGCUUCAUCAGCUUCGGAAGGCCACGACGUUCGAGGAGGCCUGCUCGGCCGUGAGCCGGCUGUAUCGCCUGCGCAUUCACCAGCCUGGCCUGGCAUUCGGACCCGGAGACGAGGCUGUAGUCUUCAAGUGUCUCGUUCGGCAGGCGCCCCGCCCUGUGGAGGCUCUGCGCGUUUUUGGAGACCUCCAGGAACCUCUCGACUCUGCAGAUCCUAGCCAGUCUCCAGAAUGUCUCCUUCACUCUUGUCCCUCGUCUUCGGCACCUGACGUGUCUCCUUCUUCCUCUUCCUCUUCUUACUCUUCUUCAUCUGACUCUUCUGCAUCUUCGUCCUCUGCCUCUUCUUCUGCUGGUUCGCCGAAAUCGACGCCUGCGUUGCUCCCUCUCGGACUCCUUCAGGAGGCCUUCCUCUCGGCUCUUCGGCAGUCUAGGGCGGGCGAGGGUGACCGUCUUGUCGAAGUUAUCCCUUUCUUUGUUGAGGCGCCUUAUCCGCCGCAGGCUCUGCUGUCUCCCUCGCUGACCCUCGAAGCGCUGAACAUCGUGGGCGGUCCUCGAAGCGGAGGCACUGGAGGCGUCAAUCCUGCGAGAGAAGCGGCGAGGAAGCGCGAGAUUCAAGCGAUCUUUGCGUUCCUGCAAAAGUGCAAACAGGCGGUCCACUCCACGGGCGACGACCUCGGCGCACCAGGGGGAAGGCGUGUGCGCCGGGAAGAGCUCGAAGACGCUGGAAUCAAGGCUCUCGGCGAGCGAGGGGGUUGGCGUGAAGCCGUCGCGCUGCUCCACGAACGCCUAACGUCCUCGCCCGCCUCGCCGCCGCCUCGCGCCUGGUGGGCGGCUGCGCAACUCGCGGCAGAGCGCGCCAAGCAGCCGGAAGUUUCUCGAAUUUUGAAGCGGCUGACGCGAUUCAAAUUCGCCGUGGCUGAUGCCACACAGCCUCCCACGCUCCUCGCGAAGGUUCAGCAAGUCCUCGCCGAGGAUCUGGAAGACGAGGAGGCGCGUCGCCGCGAGAAGCAGCUGCUGGAAACGGCGAGACGAAGAGAAGCGGGCGAUGAGAUCGCCUACGCGGUAGAAGGGAAAGAAACGCAAACGCAUGCGGCGACAGGGAAUCGACUUCGGAGACGCGGAAAGGUGACUGAGAGAGUCGAAGAGAAGGACGAGGAGACGGACGAGGAGGACGCCCUGAUAGAGGGAGGCGUGAAAAGUCCGUUCGGAGAGGAAGUUGCGAGAUACUCAGUCAUUUACAAGUUGGAGAACCUCUUGAACAUGCCGGAGGAAGAACCUGACACUGACCUGUAUUAUGGAAAGAAGAAAGCUGUGAAGCGGGCAAAACCUCGCAAGGGCGACGCGCGGAGAAGCUGA
Molecule: messenger RNA, 8229 nt
Organism: Neospora caninum
Lineage: Eukaryota; Apicomplexa; Conoidasida; Eucoccidiorida; Sarcocystidae
Exons: 11
Coding region: 1-8229 (2742 amino acids)
Molecular function (GO): protein binding
Source: RefSeq, a predicted model, not a curated record